CCGAGGCGGUCGGGGCCCGUUUCAAACCGGCGGUCGCGGGGCCGCGGCCCGGCACGAGAUGGCGGAGAGCGACAGGGCGGAGGCGGCCGCGCCGCGCCGAGCCGAGGAGGCGGCCGGCCAGGCGCCACAGCCGCCGCCGCAGCAACAGCAGCAGCCGGCGCCGCAACAACAGACGCCGCAACAGCCGCCGCAGGAUGAGGAGGCGGCGGCGGUGGCCGCGGCACCCGGGAGCGGCGCGGGCAGCGCUAAUGGCGUCAAAAUGGAUAAUGAUGAGACAGCAAAAGAAGGGAAAGCACCUGUGAAAGAGAAGUACGUUGCAAAACCGAAGGCAAUCCCUUCUCUUGGAAACAAGAAUAGAUUCCACCCCUAUGCAAAGGAGAAGAAUGCAGGCUCUGGAGACAAGAAGGCUGUUAAUCGCAAUAGAGUUUUUAUUAGCAACAUCCCAUAUGACAUGAAAUGGCAAGCUAUUAAAGACCUGAUGAGAGAGAAAGUUGGUGAGGUUACAUACGUGGAGCUGUUUAAGGAUGCUGAAGGAAAAUCAAGGGGUUGUGGUGUGGUUGAAUUCAAAGAUGAAGAAUUUGUUAAGAAGGCAUUAGACACUAUGAACAAAUAUGAUCUUAGUGGAAGACCCCUGAAUAUUAAAGAGGAUCCUGAAGGGGAACAUGCUCGGAGGGCACUCCAGCGGGGAGGAGGACAGUUCCCAGGAGGACAUGGACCUGAUGCAGCACCUGGAAUGAUGAAUUUACCACCUUCUAUUCUCAAUAACCCCAACAUUCCUCCUGAGGUUAUCAGUAAUUUGCAAGCAGGCAGGCUUGGAUCCACAAUUUUUGUUGCCAAUCUUGACUUCAAAGUUGGCUGGAAGAAACUGAAGGAGGUAUUCAGCUUUGCUGGAACUGUGAAGCGUGCAGACAUCAAAGAAGAUAAAGAUGGCAAGAGUCGAGGAAUGGGAACAGUUACCUUUGAACAAGCAAUUGAAGCUGUUCAAGCAAUAUCUAUGUUCAAUGGGCAAUUCCUGUUUGAUAGACCCAUGCAUGUAAAAAUGGAUGACAAAUCAGUUCCUCAUGAAGACUUCCGUGUUGUGGACAGCAAAAGCGCACAAUUACCUCGUGGUCUUGGUGGCAUUGGUAUGGGACUUGGACCAGGUGGACAGCCCAUCAGUGCAACACAGCUGAGCAUGGGUGGCGGAAUGGGGAGCAUGGGUCCAGGAGGUAUGGGAAUAGACGGCCCAGGAUUUGGUGGAAUGAGUAGAAUGGGAGGCGGACUUCCUGGCUUUCGUGGAAUGGAAGGAAUGCCUAACAUGGGAGGAUUUGGAGUCAACCGAAUGGGAGGUAAAAUGUUCCGUGGUGGAAUGGGAGCAAACAUGGAAAGAGAAUUUGGUCGUGGUGACAUGGCAUUGAACCGUGGUUUUGGAGAGUCUUUUGGAAGGAUGGGUGGUGCAAUGAUUGGUGUUUUUGCAGGAGGAAUGGGAGCACCUAGCAUGGGCCCAGUAAGAUCUGGAAUGAGUGGUGGAAUGGGUGGUAUGAACAAUAUGGCUGGAGGAAUGGGAAUGGAUCGGAUGGGUUCUGGUUUUGAUCGAAUGGGACCAGCCAUGGGUGGAGGCCUGGACAGGAACAUGGACAUCGAUCGAGGAUUUGUGCCUGGCCCGAUGGGAAGUGGCAUGAGGGAGAGAUUAGGCUCUAAAGGCAACCAGAUAUUUGUGAGAAAUCUUCCUUUUGACUUGACCUGGCAGAAGCUGAAGGAGAAAUUCAGUCAAUGUGGUCAUGUAAUGUUUGCAGAAAUAAAAAUGGAGAAUGGAAAAUCAAAGGGCUGUGGAACAGUCAGAUUUGACUCACCAGAAUCUGCUGAAAAGGCCUGUAGGAUAAUGAACGGCAUAAAAAUCAGUGGCAGAGAAAUUGAUGUCCGCUUGGAUCGCAAUGCAUAAUUUAAAACUGUGUGUUCAGGAACAUUCCUAUGUCUGUUUAGCUUCUCUAUCUUAGUAAGUCAUUUUUAGUAACAUUGUAUGCUUACAAAAGCUGUAAAAAGGAACUUUUAAAUCCCACCAGCCUUUAACAGUAUAGUGUUUAAUAUACUGUGGUACUUGUUAACUGAAUCUUACUAUGUUUGGUUUUUAAAGACAAUUUGCCUGAUUUUUGUUGUUUUUUUAGAGGCACUGAGCACCUGCAGGUCCCUAUAGACUGUGGAUGCUUUGGAUGCUCAGUGCCUUUGGAAAAUUAGGCCAAGUGUCUCUAGUCAUUCAGUUUAAAUGAAUGGUUAUACUGUUUUUAAUAAAAUAAGCCAUUUUCUCUGUUAAUCUCCAGAUUGCAUAGUGGGAUUUAUUUAGUGUUUUCUGAUUUUUAUUUUUCCCCUCCAGUGUGUAUCAACCGUGUAAUGUAAAAAGUAGAUGUCUUUUUCAGAAUUUCGGUUUUAUAUGUGUGUUGUAGUCAUACUGUAAUUCUUGACUCUAAAAGAAAGGGCUCCAAUUAGGCUGUGAUGUUUUUGUUCUACUUAAUAUUACUUUAAUGACAUGACUUAGUUCUGUAUAUAAGAUUUAGAGCCCAAUGGGAGUUUGGAGUUGUUUUUUUUUAAAAUUUUAUUUUGACUAAAUGAAGAAACUGAUCUUUUUCUCCUGCUUUUAUUUUUUUCAUCAGCAUAAUCACUGAUUAAAGCUAGUUACCACAGACCCUUGUAGGAUUGUUUCCUAUGAUGCCAAGUUCAUAUAAAAUUGAUAAUACAGUAAAUACUAAGUACAGGACAAGACAAAUUGUUCCCAAUCUUUUAUCUAUUUUCCAGCCAUUCAGGUGAACUGCCAGAAAAAUAAAAACAACAGAACAGAUAAGAGAAAUGGCUGUGUAUGUCAGACCAUUGCUGUUCACUUCUAUGGGUCCUGAUGUAUUUAUGAAGGCAGAUUUUAUAAACCAGGGUAUUCCCAAACAGAGCAUGUCAAAUACAUUGGAUCCUACAAUGUUAGACAUAGCCAUAUCUCCAUUUCCUGUAAAAGAAGAAAUACAAAUAAGUUGGCUUAAUUGUAUCACAUGAAAUUGCCAAACUGUUUUGGAGGAACAGACUGCCAGCCCUCAGUUUCUCACAGAGCACCCCUUUCAGAUUUUGCAUCAAAAGAACCAUAGUCAUGAUUCAACAGAACAUGGUUUUGGGUACCAACCAUAAAAAGUCUCCCUAAAUCACCAGCAUCUGCACAGUUGCACUUAAAAUUAAGCUAGACAGGCUACUAUAAAGUCCAGUUAUGUUUAAAAUACCGAGACCUACAGUUGUGUUCUGCAGUAAAACUGUAAUACUUGAUCAACAACAAAUAAACCAACGUAGAAUACUUCUCUGAGAUACUCUGAGAAGUUUUUAAAUGUCUGAGCCACAGCUUUUUCAGGUAAGCUGUUUAUUUAUUUUUAGUAAACUUAAGCUCUAGAAUCUGGAGCCCAAAUUUUGAGGUUACUCCUUGAAUUUAUCAAAAUAGAAUUUUCUUUUCCUAGUACCUUUUAAACACAUCCAUUGGCAUGAACCUAAGUACUAAAAUCUUUACCUUUUCGAGCCACCAGCACACUUGCAACUGUAUCUGGUACGCUUGUUCCUGCUGCGAGUAAUGUGAGACCCAUUACUGACUCUGGGAUUCCCAGUGUUUCACCUGCAGUUGAGAAAAAACAGUAGAAAAUGCAAGUGUGGUUUUAGUUAGGUUUUAUCCAGAGAAAGUGCUUUGGACUUUGUUUGCUGGAGAAAGAAUCAGUAAUCAUACAGUAAUUUCGAAUGGAAUGUGUCAGCUAACUUGACUACAUGUGAGGUGACUGAACCACAAAGCAGUUAAAGAGUAACAACAAAGAAAUAUCCUUUGUUUGUUCUUCAAGUCUCCAGUGGUCAAGACAAUAGCAAUUUUGAUUUUUUUCUUACAGAUAAAUAGAAGUUUAAAUAUGUAACAAAUUACUACUCUUCCCCCCCCCCCAACUUCUAGAAAAUACUGUAGUCUUUCUUAAGGUUGUGGGCAUCUCCUUGUUAGUGUUCUAAAGUCUCAUGAAGCAAUAACUCUUAAAAUUACCCUCUUCAAUCCCCUCAGGGGCAGGGGAAAAAGCACAUUAAUUUUCUUGGGCAGGACAGUCAUUAAGAUAUUAUGAGAAUACUGUCUCAAUUACAUGCCUUUACCAUUUCACUCCAACUAGAAAGUGACUUGGAAGAAUCAAUGUGCAGAAAUUUUUAUAUGACUUGUAAGUACAAGUAACCCCUUAGAAGUGUGAGUUCCUUUAGGUAAAUACUCAUUUAAAUUAAAAAAAGUUUUAAACUGUUAUUAGAAGGGCAGCUUAUUUUUCCCUACUCUCUAUUUUUCUUAGCCCCAAAUGUCCUGUAACCAUAAUAAUUUCUAACUUAAAAGACAGGGAUUCUUCAAAACCGUUUUAGCAGUUGUACCAUUCAGAAGCAUCAGUAUACUGAAGUAUUUGAUACCUCUAGUCAAGGUAUGAAUUAAUUAAUUUUUCUUAAAACUUUUUUGUUCACUAAAAAGUAUCUUAGAUUUCAGCAAUAAAAAAUAUUGACUUCUUAUUUGAAAUAUUUUGACACAUUUAAUAAGAGCAAUUUUAUUUAAAUAAGAGGCAGUACUCUAAGCUAGGUCAGCAGUGCUUGUCUAUUACUUACCAGCUUAGUCUAGAGCAGCCCAGUAAAUUUAUGUUUGAAACUGUUUGUUGGUUUCAGAGGGACUAACAUGAUCCUGUUGCAGAAUUUGUACUCCCUUUAUCCUUCCAUCACUCCUAAUAGAUUUGUAGGAUGAGGGACCAACAAAUCAGCUUUUAUAAACCAUUCAGGCUGGAAAAUAAUGGUUCAAACCAAGGUGAAAUAUGAAUGAACCAGCCUUAUGUACCCAACAUUAGUUUCUAGCCCUCUGAAGGUUAUAAGACAGAAUGUAAACUCAGGAGAAUCUAAUUUUUCUUUUUAUUAGAUAGAUUUAUCUUCUAUUUAAUGUGUAGGGGUUUAUUUUUUUUCUGGCAACUGACCAUAAAGACAGAAUAGUCUUAUUUUUCUAGGCUUUAGUUAAUUUUGUGUAUCAGUAGCAAUGUGUUGCUAUAAGUAGUCAAAUUUUUUUGAAAAAAAAGAAAGGUGUACUGAGUUAGGUUUUGUUCUUGACCAUCCCAGUGUAGUCCCCAGCUAUGAUACCUUUGUGACAUUCUGGUAGGCUGAUUAUGCAAUGAUAGAACCUUUGAGUCAACCUUCAUGAGAGCCUGGACUUGAAUAUAAUGUGUGUGUAACUUGUAGUGUUUUAACAUGUUAAUAGAAUAUAAUUUACCUAGGAGUAGUGGGCCAAAGACCCCAGCACUACCUGUGAUGACUCUUGAAAGUGAACUAAUACACUCUCUGAAUCUCCACCAUACCUUCUUUCCUAAGAAUUAAUGCUUUGUCUUGUAGAACAGCAAUAAUGUUGACUUGAAUCCUGUUUCAAAGGCUUCUAGCAUCCAGACAGUGAACCCUUGCUCUUUAGGUGCAAGUGGAAAAUUAUUUGACCAAGGGGUUAACAUGGUGGGUAUAAUAUCCAGCGAUCUACUAGUAAUUUCUCAAAGGUUCACCACAUGUGUAGGUCUGUUUCUGCACUGAACAAGGAGUUAUUCAUGUCUGAACUAGUAGAAUGCUUGAGUAGGAUUAGUAAGCUAUAAUGUGAAAAUGGCAAGCUUUGAAAAAUUUCUGUAGAGUUUUAGUUUUGUUUUCUGCUUGUUCUUAAAAUGGAAAACUGGAUGUCUUUCAAGCUGACUGGAGGAACAAUGAAGUGAGGAGCACUUUAAUACCUCGAAGUACUUUUAGGAGAAGGCUUUUACAAACAAGUUAUUACCCCUUCUCUCACUUACAUGCAGUCCUUUGACUGCUUCACUUUAUGAUGCAGAUUUGUAAGAGGUCUACAUAUACAUACCCCAACAAUGUUUAAUAAACACAUUUGACUCGUUUUUUGGCAGUUUAUUUAAUGCCAAAUCUCUUACUAUAACGUUCCUGAAAAACACAGGUGUAGAAAUAACAUAUCCUUUCCAAAAACCUUGACCUCUAAUUCCAGUCUUAGUGGAUUUCAUGUUUGUCAGCCUUCAGCAUGACAAGUUUAUUGCUGUGUGUUUAAUUGUUUUGCUUAAUGAAGCAGUUUAAUGAAACUCUCUGUUUUUAAAAAUAGAUUGGGUUUUUUGUAGCUACAUAAAGUUCUCAUUCAUGUGAUGGUAAGCAGUGUGAAGCAGCUAAAUUCUACAGUGUUCCAUUAUUGGAUAGAAGAGGGUGGCAAACUAAGCAGUCAAACAUAAAUUUCUGUUUUCUUUGUUACCUUUUUUUACAGCACAGUCUGAGUUGCUAAACUGACUGUUGCUUAUGGAAAGGGAAACCUCACAACUUUUUCAGUGAUUCUUGACUGGUAUAGCAACAACACUUUAGGUACCUACCUGCUAUUGUUACCAUCCAUACAAGAACAUAAGUUAUUGCAGAAAUCCAUGCUGCUGAAAUUAAAAAUGUCACCAUGAACCAGUUCCUCCAAAACUGUCUUCUGCAAUCUGGUAUAGUUAAAUAGAGUAGUGUAAUAAUAGGAAGGGAUAACACCCACAAAAUUCUCUUCAUAUCUGCUUCAGGCAUGGUGAAGACAUUUGGAUGAUCUGUUGAAGAAAAAGUAACUUUUAAAUUGUAGUAUUAAGUUUGAAUCCAUAACAUACAGUAUAUUACUGUCCUCUACUUGUGAGAAUACUGAAAAAAGGUGAAAAAUACUACUUCCUCAAGUUUCAGCUGUAGUAUUACCCUGUAUCUACAUCUCUCUGGACAAAAUUCUGAAAUCAAGUUACUUCUGGGGAGACUCUGCUUGUACACAAGAAAACCGUUUUUUCGCAAUGAGAAUAAUCACCAGUAGAAUAAUCUUCCCAGGAAGUGGUGGAUUCCCCAAUGCUGGACACUUCUAAGAUUCAGCUGAACAGGUGCUGGCCCAUCUGGGACCAUGCUUUUGCCAGGGAAGGUUGGACCAGAUGAUCCUUGAGAUUCCGUUCCAACCUAGUAUUCUAUGAGUAAAAUGUUCACCAGUAAGAGAGCUUAUGUGGAUGAAAAUGAAUUUCUUUAUAAAGGUUUACCCAUAACAUUUACCAAGAGUAAGUACCAACUGCUGUUUUUUGCCUAAGAAGAAACAUGACCUGUGGCCACAUCACAGCUAUCCCUUUACUUCUGAUAGCAUGCAUAUUUUGGGCUAUGAACCUUCCACUGUCGUAAGAAAACUGUGUAUAUUAGUACAGUACUGGUGUGGCUUUCAGGUGAUAAUACAUUUUACAAGCAGUGUUGCUGAGAAGUUUCAAAAAUACAUAGCAAAGACUGAAGUUCUAAUACAACACAAAUUCUUGCAUUCCUCUAGCAGCUAACUUCAUAUGAAAACCACCACUCUGAUUUUGCUGAAGGUUAUAUUCCAGGUUAGAAAAAUGAUCUACUUAAAUACUAGGCUGGAGUUCUUUUGUGAGCAAAAUCUUAAUGCUAUCUCAGAGUCUGCUCUUGAUCAGAUUUGAUGCAGACAGGCAUGUGGAGUGCUAGAGACAGCUGUAAUAAUACUUAUACCUUCAGAGAUGUCAUCGAGCCCGUGUAAGCUUGUUGAAAGUUGAGAGUAGUCCAGCUCAUCUUGAAAAAUUCCGCUGUCUGUUCUUGACUGUUGACGAAUUAGAGGUCCACUCUCUUCCCUCCAGCCAACCAGUGGCUGCUGCUCUGCAUUCUCUUCCACAGCUUUUGUAAAACACGUACAGCAGGGACUGAACUUUUUCAUGAGGUAUUGGUUGAUUUUAAUGUCAAAACAUAGCACCAGAACAUAACACCCAUAUAUUAGUAAUAGGGAUGCACUUUCAUACCUAGAAUGAAAAAUAAGUUUUAUAUAACAUGUAGUAUAAAAGAACCCAAUGGUUGGCAUAAGGAGAGAGAGAGAAAAUUUGCAUGAGUAGCAAAAGGAGAACACACAAAAGCAUCUAUUUGCAAUUGUAUGGCUAAUGUCAUGGAAGUUUGUGAGUGUCCCCAUGUCUUUCAGCAGUUUGAUUAACUCCCCUCCCCUGCAGAAUCUUGUCUGUGUAUUGUAUAGCUGCAUGUUUUUCAGGGGAUCUUAUUGAUUGAACGUUUUCCUGAUGUUUGCAAAAUUGAGUCUUCAUGUCCUGCUUAAAUUAUAAACUUCAAGAGACUUAAUGCUGGACCUGACUGUCUUGUUGAGAUAACAGGAGUUUCAGUGUUGAUGGAAGAGUUAAAACAUCAGAAACUCAUGAUCUCCUUCUGGCAGACAAGUGUUUUUCUGAGCAAUGCUGCUAUGAAAGGAAAGGCUCAAAAGGAGUAAAUGCUGAACACUUAACUGCUAUGCCAGAACAGUUGUGAUAGAAAUUGUGAAGUCUGUACAGACAAACCUAUGCAGAUCAAACUUCAUAAAUAUGCAGAGUUUGAAUGUUUAGGUAAUAAUCUUUACAAGCAUUGUAACUUUUUAAGUUUUUUAAAGCCAACAGGAUGUUUAUUUCUGUUAGUGAAUGGCAGUUCAGGCUACUUGAAGUUUGGGGCUUGGGGAUUUUUGUUUGUUUUGAAAAGCAGUCUCACAAAUCUCCAGUCAACAUGAAUUCAACACUACUUGUGCUCUUACCAGUAAAUUCUGUUGUCAGAUAUCAUCGCAAGGACCGCUGCUGCACUGAUGGUGUAGGCCAGACAGUCUCUGAACAGCGGCCAACAGGAUAGCCUCGAAACCUGCAGAUCAGUCAUGUACUUUUCUUAAACCUCUCUGUAAUACUUUCACUAAGUGCUGUAAAUGCUGCAUCAAUAUGUUGUUUCUAUAUUAUGUAAAAAUUAAAGAUUCUUAGGAAUGACUUAAGUAUGAUAUUUAACAAGUUAGUGUUUUUAAAAACUUUCAUAGCAAGUUAUCUUAAAACUGAUUACAUGCUGGUUUUGCUACUAAAUAAUAAACUUGGCAGUUGUCAUAGUAA
Messenger RNA from Corvus hawaiiensis (hawaiian crow), 8903 nucleotides. It is a transcript of the gene MYEF2, whose product is annotated as myelin expression factor 2. Gene Ontology annotation, molecular function: mRNA binding. The record is from RefSeq and is a predicted model, not a curated record. The transcript is spliced from 17 exons. Gene Ontology annotation, cellular component: cytoplasm; post-mRNA release spliceosomal complex; nucleus. The coding region runs from base 59 to 1921 and encodes 620 amino acids. Gene Ontology annotation, biological process: regulation of mRNA stability involved in response to oxidative stress. NCBI's taxonomy places the organism in Eukaryota, Metazoa, Chordata, Aves, Passeriformes, Corvidae.